CUGAAUGGAUCACGGAGCCGGCGGCUGUAGCUCUCCAGUCUUCCUCUGAUGCUUGGCGGCCGUUGAGCCACCAGGUUCAUGUGGAGGCUCCCAGGCUCCCGCGCCGCGCUUCGUGGGGUCCGCACGGCGGUGGGGCGGCACACUCGGGCCGAGGCGGCGACUGAGACGGCGGCGGGAGCGAUGGAGCGCGCUGUGGUGCGCUGUGUGCCUUCGGAACCGAAGCUAAGCCUGUCGUUCGCUCUGGCAGACGGCAGCCACAAGAACAUGCAGCGCGACCAAAGCGAGCCGCUGGGUCGGGCCCUCAGCCGGAUUGCUACCAACGCCCUCAAAGGCCACGCUAAGGCGGCCGCCGCCAAGAAGAGCAGGAAGAACCGGCCAAAUGCAAGUGGCGGGGCCUGUGCGGGGCCUGUGCCGGAGCCGGCUGCGGCCUGCGAGCCCGUCGUGAAGCUGUACUACCGGGAGGAGGCAGUGGCUGAAGACGUGCUCAACGUGGACGCCUGGCAGGACGGCGCGGUGCUGCAGAUCGGCGAUGUCAAGUACAAGGUGGAGCGCAACCCGCCCGCCUUCACCGAGCUGCAGUUGCCACGCUACAUCAUGGCCGGCUUCCCGGUGUGCCCCAAGCUCAGCCUCGAAUUUGGGGAUCCCGCCAACUCGCUCUUCCGAUGGUACAAGGAAGCCAAACCCGGAGCGGCGGAGCCUGAGGGCGGGAGCCCCUCGUCAUUGUCUCCCUCUUCACCCUUUCCUAGUUGGACAGAGACGGGUGUGAACGAACGCGUCUACACGCCGUCCAAUGCAGACAUCGGGCUACGACUCAAGCUUCAUUGCACCCCAGGCAAUGGGCAGCGCCUCGGGCCAAGCCGGGAGUUGGAAAGUGUGUGUCCGGUGGAGGCUGGGCCCGGUACUUGCACCUUUGACCAGCGGCAUCUCUACACCAAGAAGGUGACGGACGAUUCUCUCAUUCGCACUGUGUCUUACAACCUCCUGGCCGACACGUACGCCCAGACUGAGUUUUCGAGGAGUGUCCUGUACCCGUACUGUGCCCCUUAUGCCCUCGAGCUCGACUACCGCCAGAACCUCAUCCAGAAGGAGCUCACGGGCUACAACGCUGACCUCAUCUGUUUGCAAGAGGUAGAUCGCAACGUGUUUACCGACAGCUUGGUGCCGGCCCUCGAGGCCUUUGGGCUGGAGGGCGUGUUUAGAAUCAAGCAGCACGAAGGCCUGGCUACUUUCUACCGAAAGACCAAAUUCACUCUCCUUAGCCAGCAUGACAUUUCUUUCCACGAAGCCCUGGAGUCCGACCAACUUCACAAAGAACUGCUGGAGAAACUAGUUUUGUACCCGUCUGCGCAGGAGAGGGUGCUCCAGAGAUCUUCUGUCCUCCAGGUUUCUGUUCUUCAGUCUACAAAGGACUCUUCUAAAAGGAUAUGUGUUGCUAAUACCCAUCUGUACUGGCAUCCAAAAGGUGGGUACAUUCGUCUCAUUCAAAUGGCGGUAGCCUUGGCUCACAUUAGACAUGUCUCGUGUGAUCUGUAUCCUGGCAUACCAGUUAUAUUUUGUGGAGACUUUAAUAGUACCCCAUCAACAGGAAUGUAUCAUUUUGCUGUCAAUGGCAGCAUUCCAGAGGACCAUGAAGACUGGGCUUCCAAUGGGGAAGAGGAACGUUGCAACAUGUCUCUCACCCAUGUCUUCAAACUGAAAAGUGCUUGUGGUGAACCUGCUUACACAAACUAUGUUGGUGGCUUUCAUGGAUGUCUGGAUUACAUUUUCAUUGACUCAAAUGCUCUAGAGGUUGAACAGGUGAUUCCAUUACCUAGUCAUGAAGAAGUCACCACUCACCAGGCCUUACCUAGUGUUUCCCAUCCCUCUGAUCACAUAGCACUUGUGUGUGAUUUAAAAUGGAAAUAGAUUCGUGUUUAAUGGAAUUUAAGUCUCUUUAGUAGGAAAUUUAAUAUGAAUCAAAGCUUAUAUGUAACCUUCAAAGAGGAAAACUACACAGACACCGAGGCGAAAUGUUUUUAUUCUGUGUUCCAGUGUCUUCAUUACAUGACUGUUCAUAAUUGCAGUUUCUCUACUUUUUUUUUUCCUAAGGUUGAAGGAAAAACAAAUAUAUUUAUGACUACCAGGAAGAACAUUGAAUUAUGUACAUUUUAUAAGUACUUUUUUUUUAGCUAGGAAUUAAGAAUUUUGUAAAAAAAAAAAAACCAAAAAACCAUUUGAAUGAUCCUAUAAUUUUUCUAUCAUAACACAUUUCAAAUUGAAUCAUGUUUGUAUAAUUAGGGGAAAAAUGCAUAUGGGUUAAGGUGAGAGGCCUAAGUCUGACAUGAGCGAACAUUAGGGUCUACCUCUACCUCAAUUUGGUUAGCAAUUUAAUACAACUUCAGAGCUUUAACGAAAGAUUAAAAUGUGCCAUCCACCAAAUGUUAUUGCUCCUCAUCUUUCAUUUUUCAAUCAACAUAAGAUAUUUUAAUUCUCUUAUUU
Panthera uncia (snow leopard) is the source of this 2478-nucleotide messenger RNA. It is a transcript of the gene PDE12, whose product is annotated as phosphodiesterase 12. The record is from RefSeq and is a predicted model, not a curated record. NCBI's taxonomy places the organism in Eukaryota, Metazoa, Chordata, Mammalia, Carnivora, Felidae. The transcript has 3 exons. Gene Ontology annotation, molecular function: 3'-5'-RNA exonuclease activity. Gene Ontology annotation, cellular component: mitochondrion. Gene Ontology annotation, biological process: nuclear-transcribed mRNA catabolic process, deadenylation-dependent decay. The coding region runs from base 79 to 1905 and encodes 608 amino acids.